AUGGAAAUCGAAAAUAGCGAGCAAGCGAUUGAUGAGGGGCUUUACUCUAGACAGCUCUAUGUUCUUGGCCAUGAAGCUAUGAAGAAAAUGGGAAGUUCUAAUGUUCUUAUCGUAGGUUUAAAGGGUCUUGGUGUUGAGAUUGCAAAAAACGUCGUACUAGCUGGCGUUAAAAGUGUCACCCUUUACGAUCCCGAGCCAGUCAAGAUUUCCGAUUUGUCAUCGCAAUUUUUCCUUCAUGAAGAUGACAUAGGAAAACCCAGAGCUACAGUAUCUAGGCCACGGUUGGCCGAACUCAAUCAAUAUGUACCUGUAUCUAUAUUGGAAGGAGAGUUGACGAAUGAUAAAAUAAGGAAUUUUCAGAUUGUUGUGUUGACAGAAACACCACUAAAAAAACAAUUGGAAAUUAACGAUUUCACUCAUGCUAAUGGAAUACAUUUUAUUUCAACUGAUAUUCAUGGUCUUUUCGGCAUGGCUUUUACCGAUUUUGGACCUCGAUUCACUGUCAAUGACACCACGGGUGAGAAUCCAUUAACAGGCAUGGUCGCUGCAAUCUCAAAAGACAUUGACGGAAUUGUAACGUGUCUUGAUGAAUCGCGACAUGGCUUGGAAGAUGGUGAAUAUGUGACUUUUACUGAAAUUAAGGGUAUGGAAGAAUUGAACAAUUGUGAACCAAGAAAAAUUAAAGUACUAGGUCCUUAUACUUUUAGUAUUGGUGAUACUUCAAACUUUGGUGACUAUAUUAGUGGUGGUCUUUUCACACAAGCCAAACAGCCAAAAACCAUUUGUUUUAAAUCUUUUCGAGAAGCUUUACAAAAACCCGAAUAUCUUGUUUCCGAUUUUGGUAAAUGGGAUCGACCUGGGCAAUUACACUUGGGUUUCCAAGCGUUACAUGCAUUUACCGAAAAAAAUGGUUCUCUUCCUCGUCCGCAUAACGAACAUGAUGCAGAAGAAGUUCUUAAGUUGGCCAAAGAGCUUAAUGAGCAAUGCGAGGAAAAGGUUGAACUAAGCGAUAAACUUAUCAAACAACUUGCAUAUGAUGCAGUUGGUGAUUUAUCACCAAUGGCUGCAGUAUUCGGAGGUUUGGUAGCCCAAGAAGUACUCAAAGCAUGCAGCGGCAAAUUCCACCCAAUCUAUCAAUUCUUCUAUUUCGAUUCACUAGAAUCACUUCCUGAGAAUGAGAAAUUCGGUGAAGAGGAAUAUGCACCAUGUGGUUCUCGCUAUGAUGGUCAAAUAGCAGUUUUUGGUAAAGAAUUUCAAAGUCGAAUUGCAAAUUUCAGAGCUUUCUUGGUUGGUUCCGGCGCCAUCGGUUGUGAAAUGUUAAAAAAUUGGGCUAUGAUGGGUUUAGGAACUGGUCCUAGUGGUGCCAUUCAUAUUACGGAUAUGGAUACUAUUGAAAAAAGUAAUCUAAACCGUCAAUUCUUGUUUCGACCUGGAGAUGUCGGCAAAUUAAAAUCUGAAUGUGCAGCAGCAGCUAUUGCUAAAAUGAAUCCUCAAAUAGCGUCCAAGAUUAUUUCCCAUCAAGAUCGUGUUGGAGUUGAAACCGAAAAUAUUUAUAAUGACAAUUUCUUUGAGGCAUUGGAUGUUGUUACAAACGCGUUAGAUAAUGUUGAUGCUCGUAAAUAUAUGGACAGACGUUGUGUAUAUUUUAGGAAGCCAUUAUUAGAGUCUGGAACAUUAGGCACAAAGGGUAACACACAAGUUGUUAUUCCUUACCUUACAGAGUCAUACUCUUCUUCACAAGAUCCACCAGAAAAAUCAAUUCCAAUUUGUACUUUAAAAAAUUUCCCCAAUGCUAUUGAACAUACCAUUCAAUGGGCACGUGAUUUAUUCGAGGGAUUGUUUAAAUCUCCAGCUGAAAAUGUCAAUUUAUAUUUAAGUCAACCUAACUUCGUUGAUUCAACAAUAAAACAAGGCACUAGUUCGAAAGAGAUUUUAGAGGGCAUUCGAAAUUAUCUAGUCACCGCUAAACCACUAAGUUUUGAUGAGUGUAUCAUGUGGGCCAGACUCAAGCUUGAAGAAUAUUUUAAUAAUAAUAUUCAACAAUUGCUCUUUAAUUUUCCGAAAGAUUCCGUCACAUCAUCUGGUACAAAAUUUUGGUCCGGUCCUAAAAGAGCACCUGACCCGCUUGUGUUUGAUCCAGAAAAUGAAACUCAUAUGGACUUUAUUGUAUCCGCUGCAAAUUUGCAUGCAUUCAACUAUGGUUUGACGGGUGAAACUAAUAGAGAGUACAUUAAGAAGGUACUAAGUAAUGUUAUUGUGCCUGAAUUCAUACCUAAAUCUGGUGUGAAAAUUCAAGUUCAGGAAAAUGAAACCGUUCAACAAAUCACUGCUGAUGAAAAUGAAUUACAAGAAAUUGUUUCAUCUCUACCACCAUCAUCAUCUUUGGCAGGAUAUCGAUUAAAUCCUGUAGAAUUCGAGAAGGACGACGAUACCAAUUUCCACAUGGAUUUUAUCACUGCCGCUUCGAAUCUACGGGCCGCCAACUACGCUAUUCAACCUGCAGACCGUCAUAAGACUAAGUUCAUUGCUGGUAAAAUUAUACCGGCUAUCGCUACAACAACUUCAUUGGUAACCGGGCUAGUUUGUCUAGAAUUAUAUAAAAUUAUUGCGGGAAAAAAUAAGCUGGAGGAUUACAAAAAUGGUUUUGUGAAUUUAGCUUUACCGUUCUUUGGAUUCUCUGAUCCUAUUGCCAUGCCAAAAUAUAAGUAUCAUGAAUCGGAAUGGAGUUUGUGGGACCGAUUUGACAUCGAAGGAGAUCUUACUCUUUCUGAAUUCUUGAAUUAUUUCAAAGAAAAUCACGAAUUAGAAGUCACAAUGUUGUCUUGUGGGGUUACUAUGUUAUAUGCUUUCUUCAUACAAGGGAAGAAAAAGGAAGAACGUAAAAACAUGAAAUUAUCCCAAUUAGUGGAAACUAUUUCUAAAAAACCGAUUCCACCACACGUCAAUGCACUCACUUUAGAAAUGUGUGUGAACGAUCGUGAUGGUGAAGAAGUUGAGGUAAAUCGCUAA
Molecule: messenger RNA, 3009 nt
Organism: Cetraspora pellucida
Lineage: Eukaryota; Fungi; Glomeromycota; Glomeromycetes; Diversisporales; Gigasporaceae
Source: the annotation of a GenBank genome assembly